Molecule: messenger RNA, 483 nt
Organism: Histoplasma mississippiense
Lineage: Eukaryota; Fungi; Ascomycota; Eurotiomycetes; Onygenales; Ajellomycetaceae
Exons: 3
Coding region: 1-483 (160 amino acids)
Source: RefSeq, a predicted model, not a curated record
AUGGCUGCCAUGGCUUGCUGGGGAGGGCGGCUUGGGCCUUUAUGUCGAGACGGCGUGGGAACAAAAGUAGCAGCAGGGGAAAGGAAAUGCAGUAGUUUCGUGCAACCGGUCCUGGGAAUGGCUGCUGUGGGAGGGGUUAUUAGGCGGCGGGAUGGACGAGGAUCAGGGCUUGGGGGAUCAGUUAAAGCUUCUUUAAGGGGGUCAACGGCCAAGAGGCUGGAACGCUACAGAGCGCGUGUGUAUGGGCAGGGAAGGCAGAAGAACAAUGGAACAGACGACCAUUGGAGGGGGAUGAAGGAGACGACCAGUCUGACAGGCAUAAAGAUAGUUUGGGACUGGGAAGGGAGGGGGGCGGGGGGGGAGGAUAAUGAUGUCUGGAAAGAAACUUGGAAGAAAUCAUCGCCGGGCGCAUUAAGAGAGAGCGCGAGAAUAAUAAUAUUAAAAGGCGAGAAGAGCGUUGCAUCAGAAGCGGUUGCUAAUUAG